Molecule: messenger RNA, 414 nt
Organism: Misgurnus anguillicaudatus (oriental weatherfish)
Lineage: Eukaryota; Metazoa; Chordata; Actinopteri; Cypriniformes; Cobitidae
Source: RefSeq, a predicted model, not a curated record
AUGUCUGGAAGAGGCAAAGGUGGUAAAGGACUCUGUAAAGGAGGCGCUAAGCGUCAUCGCAAGGUUUUGCGUGAUAACAUCCAGGGUAUCACCAAACCCGCCAUCCGUCGUCUCGCUCAUCGUGGUGGUGUCAAGCGUAUUUCCGGUCUGAUCUAUGAGGAGACUCGCGGUGUGUUGAAGGUGUUUUUGGAGAACGUUAUUCGUGACGCCGUCACCUACACUGAACACGCCAAGAGAAAGACCGUUACCGCCAUGGAUGUCGUUUAUGCUCUGAAGCGACAGGGUCGCACUCUGUACGGUUUCGGAGGUUAAAUGCUUGAAGUUCAAAUGGCUCUUUUAAGAGCCACCCACAUUAUCACCCAAAGUUGAUACAUGAUCGGUAUUUUUGUUCUAUACUGGUUUCAAUUGUCUUUA